AUGCGUGCUAUUGCCAUCUCCUCUUAUUCCACACCGUCAGGAUAUGAGCUGCGAGAUCUGCCCAAGCCCGAGCUGCGUCGAGAAAAUGACGUCAUCAUUAAGGUCCACGCAGCAAGCGUCAACCCGGUGGACGUGAAGCUGGCCUCUGGUCAGAUGAAAAUGGUAUUUCAGAGUUUAUUCCCAUCUCCUAUUGGCUUUGACUGCGCCGGAACCGUCGUCGAGAUAGGCUCAGAAGUCACCAGAUUCAAGGUCGGCGAUGAGGCACUUAGAAAAUACGACGGUGACUUGUCUGGAAAAACCGUGUUCAUACCAGCUGGGUUGAGUGGAACCGGGGCCUAUGCAUGCCAGUUAGCCAAAAAUGUCUUCAAAGCGGGAAAAGUGAUCACCACAGUUUCUACUGCGAAAGUACCAAAAGUUGCGGAAUUACUGGGGGACAACGUAGUUGAUGAAAUAAUCGACUACAAAGAGUCUGAUCCAGCGACCGCAAUCCCCGCCAAAUCGGUGGAUUUUCUCUUCGACACCGUCGGCGUGGCAAUGGAGUAUCUACCACUUGUACGGCAAGAUGGCUGGGUGAUUUCCAUCUCUACCAUGCCGAGUGGAAGCCAGCUUCAGGAGUGGGAUAUCAUGCAUCUACCGCAUAAUCCAACUGUGCCUGCGUAUGUCCGUAUACCGCUGAAUCUGCUGGAUCGGAUGAAACGAUUAAAGGCGCAGCGCUACGGUGCUCACUACGAGUAUAUGUUUCUAACUCCAAGUGGUGAGGAUCUUGAUUCGUUGAGGGCGUGGGUUGAGGAGGGCAAGGUGAGGCCGGUUGUUGGAACGGUGGCUGAUUUUCAUGACAUUGAUGCCAUCAGACGGGUAUGUCAGGUUGUGUAUGAUGGUCAAGGGGGGCUUGGGAAGGUGGUGAUUAGUAUGGUGGAGUAA
Messenger RNA from Aspergillus tanneri, 921 nucleotides. RefSeq names its product NADP-dependent oxidoreductase. The transcript has 5 exons. Gene Ontology annotation, cellular component: mitochondrion. The coding region runs from base 1 to 921 and encodes 306 amino acids. The record is from RefSeq and is a predicted model, not a curated record. NCBI's taxonomy places the organism in Eukaryota, Fungi, Ascomycota, Eurotiomycetes, Eurotiales, Aspergillaceae. Gene Ontology annotation, molecular function: oxidoreductase activity.